AUGCGGUCCGCAAUCAUCGUAUCGGCACUCGCCUCGGUGGCCACCGCCGCCAGGCCCUACCUCAACGAGCCAGACACCGGAAUUGAUGAUGCGCUCGGUCAACUUCCCGUCGGGCAGCUCCCAAACGUGACCGACAUGCACGCCAUGCACGACUUUGAGUGGGCGGCACGGAGGUACCUCCCCACGGUCAACUACACCUACUACCGCAACGGUGCGGGUGGCGAGUGGUCCUACAGGAACAACCUUGAGGUCUACAACCGCUACAAGCUGAGGCCCAAGACCAUGGUGGACAUUACGGACAUCGCAGAUUCCAUGCCUACCACAAUCCUUGGGCACAACUUCUCGGCACCCUUCUUCAUCUGCCCCUGUGCGCGCGCCGGAUAUGCCCACCCCGACGCUGAGCUCAACCUGGUCCAGGGUGCCGGCGCCGGCAAGAUCCUGUACAUCCCUUCGUCCUUCUCGUCGCUCCCGAUCGAGCAGAUCGCGGCCAAGCGCGCACCGGACCAGAUCCUGUUCAGCCAGGUCUACACCAACGACAACGACACUGCCAACCAGAUCCUUUUCGACCGCGCCGAGAAGGCCGGCUCCAAGGCCCUGGUCUGGGCCAUCGACGCCCCCGGCAGCCCGAGCCGGCAGCGCGCCGCUCGCUACGGCGUGGGCAGCGCCAACGCCGCCUUCAUCACCAACACCUGGGAGGUGCUGGACAAGUUCCGCAACAUGACCUCGCUGCCCUUCAUCCUCAAGGGCAUCCAGACCGUCGAGGACGCCAGGCUGGCCGUCCAGCACAAGGUCCCCGCCAUCAUCCUGUCCAACCACGGAGGUCGCAACCUCGACGGCAGCCCGUCGUCGCUUGAGGUCGCCAUCGAGAUCCACCGCGAGGCCCCUGAGAUCUUUGAGCAGAUCGAGGUCCUCGCUGACGGUGGCAUCCGCUACGGCACCGACGCCCUCAGGCUCCUCGCCCUUGGCGUGAAGGCUGUCGGCUUGGGACGCAGCUUUAUGUAUUCGAACGUAUUUGGCGUCGACGGCGUCAAGCGCGCCGUCGAGAUCUUCCGGAGCGAGCUCACGAACGAUGCGGCCAACCUGGGCGUCACGGACAUCAAGAAGAUCGACCCUAGCUAUGUCGACUGGACCCCGAACCACUGGUACAGCUAG
This is a messenger RNA of Pyricularia grisea, 1152 nucleotides long. RefSeq lists its product as uncharacterized. Lineage: Eukaryota; Fungi; Ascomycota; Sordariomycetes; Magnaporthales; Pyriculariaceae. The record is from RefSeq and is a predicted model, not a curated record. Gene Ontology annotation, molecular function: FMN binding; oxidoreductase activity. The transcript has 3 exons. The coding region runs from base 1 to 1152 and encodes 383 amino acids.